UCGAAGAAGGCUGGUAAAGUGACGUCGGAGGACGUGGGAGGCGCAACGCGAUUCGAUUCGACGCGGCCAUGUGCGCGCGCGCGUAUCUAUGCACACGCACACGUGUAUCGACUUUCGCGAAAGAAGCGCGUACGAUGGUACCGGAAAUGCAGCCGCCUCAUACAUCUCCCAUAUAUUUCCAAGGCGACAGUGGAGCUGAAAUUUACGACGUACGCGUAACGCGCGGCCUUGGGAAGCCGGAACGGGAAUAGCCUGCGCGUUUGACGUCGAGGGAAGUAUCGAUCCUUCCGCCGAUGGACGAAGACACGACACGGUGCUGGAGAAGACGUCGGGUCGAUCGCAAUUCGACGACAACCUUUCGAUCGAAUCUCGAGGGAUCGAGCUCGCUUCUUUUCGAACGGGGUGGUUUGAACCGCGCCCUUUCGAUUGGUUCGUCGUCGCGCAUGCGUGACUCUCUCGUUUCGCUUCUCUGCGCUCGUCGAGCUGUUUCGGUUCUUCGGUCCACUUGACAGUCGACAGUCGGAAUUACGAUAGAGGGGAAGUCGCGCUCGUUCGUUCUUCUCGCUCGAUGAGAGACAACGCAAGGAUGCGACGAUCGGGCCGAUCCUGAGAAUUUCAGUCAGUUUUACUCUCCGACGGAUCAUCAGGCUCCCGGUGGAUCGGAAUUCCAGAGCGAGCAACGAUCGCGAUCGAGGAGCGAUACGCGGAAGGAGAGCUCGCACUCGUGGGACGCAUUCGAUAGAACGUUGAGAGUCGUCGUUCGAUCUUCGUAUCCUUUCUUCCUCCUUCCCGUUUCCGUCGCGAAGAAGGAAGAAGGACCGAGAACGUGCUUCGCGACUCGUGCCUCUGCUCGACCUUAGUACCAGAGAGUCAUUGUUUUCGUUCGCCCGCUCGCUCGAGAGAGACAGAUUCCAAGAACAAGAAGAGAAGGCGCAGGAAGGAAGGAAAAUCGCAAAAUGACUACGUCGCGCGUUAUCCUCCUCGUCCUUUAUCUGCUUCGCCAAGCCGAACCUUCUCAAGCAAUAUCCGGCAGAGGUAACAGCCAGGUUCUUCUCGGAGAAGUCGACAUCGCGGUUAGAGACGACGGUUCCGCCAGCGAGAUCACCACGGAGGAGCCUUAUUUGAAAAAAUGUAUCGUCGAUGGGAACGCCUAUUCGCACAGUCAGACGAUACCGUCAUACGACGUCAACUCUCAUUGCCUCUGCGUCGCCGGCGAGGUUUAUUGUUGGUGGCAAAAUUAUAAUCCGAGUACCGACUCCUCGAUCGGUUCUGCCUCGUCAUUAUCGACGACGUUAGGAAGCAAUUAUACUCCGAUGUUGGAAGUAAGCACGGACACUGCCGAUAGUUCUGAAGCUUCUGGUGAUUAUCUUAUCGAAGAAACUCUCGUCGGGCAAUCACAAGGACGCGUCGAAAUCAAUUCGACGUACUCGACUACGCCGUCUGCUCCAACGACGUGCCUCGUCAUGGGAAGGGAGUAUCGAGAGGGCGAGGUACUGCCGCAUUCGACCGGAAACUGCGUCGAAUGCAGCUGCGGCUCGGAGGGUCGGGUCGAGUGUUCUCCUCGAGAUUGCGUACCUCUAAGGCCUGAGUUACCGGUCGCACCGGAUAUACCCGAACCACCCGGCGCUGAUUUCGAGGUCUUCGAUUUGGCACGAGACCGAGGGAUCGACGAGGGAUUUUAAUAAGAUUCUUAUUCCUUUUUUCUUCUUCCUCCUUCGUUUCCUUCACCUCUUUCCUUUUUCCACCGUCUAUUCGUUCCAGCGAGUGUCGCGAUGGCUCUGCUCGUUCCUUUACCAACGUCGUUAACCUUUUAACAAAUUCGUUACCCGUCUAUAUCUCGUCGCUCUCGAAGCAACGAUUCCCUUUGAAAAGAAAAGAAACAAAAAAAAACAC
Messenger RNA from Vespula vulgaris, 1893 nucleotides. RefSeq lists its product as uncharacterized. Bases 957 to 1682 code for a protein of 241 amino acids. NCBI's taxonomy places the organism in Eukaryota, Metazoa, Arthropoda, Insecta, Hymenoptera, Vespidae. The transcript has 4 exons. The record is from RefSeq and is a predicted model, not a curated record.